Diceros bicornis minor is the source of this 1271-nucleotide messenger RNA. It is a transcript of the gene MTRFR, whose product is annotated as mitochondrial translation release factor in rescue. Gene Ontology annotation, cellular component: mitochondrion. Gene Ontology annotation, molecular function: translation release factor activity. Gene Ontology annotation, biological process: translational termination. The record is from RefSeq and is a predicted model, not a curated record. Bases 195 to 860 code for a protein of 221 amino acids. The transcript has 3 exons. NCBI's taxonomy places the organism in Eukaryota, Metazoa, Chordata, Mammalia, Perissodactyla, Rhinocerotidae.
GACGGCCGCGCUGCGGCGCGCGCGUCGACCUCCUCCUCCCUUUCCCGCAGCUCACGCUAGAGGGAGGUCCGAAGCCUGGGAAAUAGGAGGCGGCGGGGCUGCUGUCAACUCCUCUCGUCUGAUUGGCUCUCUGGGAACCUACAGCUGCCACGCGGGAAAGACGCUUCAGCUUCCCGCAUGCGCAGUUGGUAAGAAUGAGCCUCGGGCAGGUGAGGGAAGCCACGGCAGGAGUACGGCGCGUGCGCAGACCCGGCAGCGCGCUUGAGAUCCAGCCCCUGCGGCGAUUCCGGUUCCCCCCGAACACUGGGGGCCCGAGGCCAGUCCUGAGGCCAGGUCCUGAACCAGCGCAGUCGCUCUCCAUGAGCACCUCAGGUUUGUUUCGCUUUCCUACUCUGCUGACCAGAAUAUGCGCCGUGUCGUGGGGACUUGGGCCUUGGGAGAAGUCGACGUUGCUGUCCGCAGGAAGAGCAGUCAGUCUGGUCCAGCUGGCCGGCAAGAAGGACCGCCCUGCUCUGCUGUCCCUGGACGAGCGUGAGCUAGAAGAGCAGUUUGUGAAAGGAUGGGGUCCAGGCGGCCAGGCCACCAACAAGACAAGCAACUGCGUGGUGCUGAAGCACAUCCCCUCGGGCGUGGUGGUCAAGUGCCAUCACACAAGAUCAGUUGAUCAGAACAGAAAGCUAGCUCGGAAAAUCCUACAAGAGAAAGUGGAUGUUUUCUACAAUGGUGAAAACAGCCUUGUGUACAAAGGAAAACAAGAGGCCCAGAAGAAAAAGCAAGAAAGGAAAAAAAGAGCAAAGGAAACCCUAGAAAAAAAGAAACUUCUGAAAGAUCUCUGGGAAUCAAGUAGAAAUGUGCACUGAGAAAGAACUGCAGAUUCUGACUAAAACACUCUGCCAGACGCUUUCAAGGAAUAAUGGUGGUGAGUUCCAUCACCAGCGUUAUUAUAGAGCUGUCUUUGAAGGAAAGAUUUUUGACAGACUUAAGACAUCCAAUUGUUUUAAAUGGUGGUCAAACUGUCGUGAAUAGAGAUGCGCAGUUCAGGAAUAAAACUAUAACGCAGCACAAGGAAGCCACCACUUACAAGGGAGGAGGAAGGGGUGUCCUUGGGAUGUGGCACUUGGAGGGGCCUCUGGGGUGGCUGACAGUACUCUUUCUUGACCUGGGCGGUAGUUAGCAGGAUGUUGCCUUAUUUUUUUUAAGCUAUACAUUUGUGUGAUUGUAUUUUGCUUUAUUAUCAAAGGUUAGAAAUAAAAAUUUUUUUUUAAAAAGUA